GCUCCGCCUCGUUGGUUCGGCCCGCGCCGGGGGGCGGGGCCGGGGCGCCCGCGGGAAAUUUGGCGGGAACUGCGCCCGCCUCUUCCUCUCUUGUUUCUUCCUUGCCUUCCCCACUCUCGCCGCGCGCUCCGCCGCCAUGGAGCAGCGCCGCGUCACCGACUUCUUCGCGCGCCGCCGCCCCGGGCCCCGAAUCGCGCCGCCGAAGCCGGACUGCCGCACCCCCAGCCCCGCACCCCGCGCCCUGGACCCCGCCACCAGCGGCAGCCGCAAGCGCGCCCGCCCCUCCGCCGUCCCCGGACGCGACCAGGCCAGGCCGCCGGCGCGCAGGAGGCUGCGGCUGUCGGCGGACGCGGUUUCCAGCCCCAGUUCCCCAGGGAGCCCCAGGGAAGCUCCUGACUCUCCCGAGGCCCCUGGGUCCCCAGCCGGUCCAUCUCUGUGCCAGAAGAUAACGACAUCCGCCCCGGCAGCAGGUCGGCCGGGCCAGGACACCAUCUCUGAGCUCCGAUCGUGCCUGCAACGGGCCCGGCAGCUGGGGGCAAGGGUCCGGGCGCUGAAGGCCAGUGCCCAUGAAGCUGGGGAGUCCCGCACCCCGGAGGCCGAGGGCCGCCCUGAGGAGCCAUGUGGCGAGAAGGCGCCGGCCUACCAGCGCUUCCAUGCCCUGGCCCAGCCCGGCCCACCGGGGCUGGUGCUGCCCUAUAAGUACCAGGUGCUGGCGGAGAUGUUCCGCAGCAUGGACACCAUCGUGGGCAUGCUCCACAACCGCUCCGAGACGCCCACCUUCGCCAAGGUCCAGCGGGGCGUCCAGGACAUGAUACGCAGGGGCUUUGAGGAGCGCAACCUCGGCCAGAUCAAAACUGUGUACCCAGCCUCCUACCACUUCCGCCAGGAGCGCGGCGUCCCCACCUUCAAGGAUGGCGUGAAGAGGUCGGAUUACCAGCUCACCAUCGAGCCACUGCUGGAGCAGGAGGGCAGUGGAGAAGCCCCCAAGCUCACGGCCUCGCGCCUCCUGCAGCGGCGACAGGUCUUCAGCCAGAAGCUGGUGGAGCUUGUCAGGCAGCACCACAGGUCCUUCUUGGCUUCCCUGAACCCCCCCAUGGUGGUGCCCGAGGACCAGCUGACGCGAUGGCACCCACGCUUCAACGUGGAUGAGGUGCCUGACAUCGAGCCGGCCGUGCUGCCCCAGCCGCCCGCCAUGGAGAAAGUCAGCACCGCGCAGGAGGUCCUGGCCCGGGCCUGCAGCCUGAUGUCACCAAGGAUGGAGAAGGCCUUGCGUCAGCUGGCCCAGCGCUCUGCUGAGCCCAGAAGCCCCUGCUCCCCCAGCCCGGUGUCCCCCAAGCCAGCACUGCCGGCCACCCCACCAGCCACCCCACCUGCUGCCUCUCCCAGCGCCCUGAAGGGGGUGUCCCAGGACCUGCUGGAGCGGGUCCGAGCCAAGGAGGCACAGAAGCAGCUGGCGCAGAUGAUGCGGCGCCCGGAGCAGGAGCAGCGGCUGCAGCGCCUGGAGCGGCUGCCCGAGCUGGCCCGCGUGCUGCGCAGCGUCUUCGUGUCUGAGCGCAAGCCUGCGCUCAGCAUGGAGGUUGCCUGCGCCAGGAUGGUGGGCAGCUGUCGCACUGCCAUGAACCCCGGGGAGAUGGAGAAGCACCUGCUGCUCCUUGCGGAGCUCCUGCCGGACUGGCUCAGCCUCCACCGCAUCCGCACCGACACCUACGUCAAGCUGGACAAGGCCGUGGACCUGGCCAGCAUCACUGCUCGCCUAGUCCGCCAGGCCCGGGCCGAGGAGGGGCUGUGAGCCCCGUGGCCACUGGACAGACACGGGCUUCAGGCUUGCUGGCCUGGGCCACCAGCAUUGUCCUUUAUGAGGAGGAGGCACUUUGCUCUUUCCCAAGUGCCCAGGGCUCCCCUAGCUGUGGGUGGCGGCCACUCAUAGGGGUCAUGUCAUGUAUCCACAUUAAAUGGGUUUCUGUGA
Molecule: messenger RNA, 1966 nt
Organism: Callithrix jacchus (white-tufted-ear marmoset)
Lineage: Eukaryota; Metazoa; Chordata; Mammalia; Primates; Cebidae
Gene: CDT1
Product: chromatin licensing and DNA replication factor 1
Biological process (GO): DNA replication preinitiation complex assembly; regulation of DNA-templated DNA replication initiation; mitotic cell cycle
Cellular component (GO): nucleus
Molecular function (GO): DNA binding; DNA polymerase binding
Source: RefSeq, a predicted model, not a curated record